This is a messenger RNA of Vigna unguiculata (cowpea), 668 nucleotides long. Its product is annotated as Bifunctional inhibitor/lipid-transfer protein/seed storage 2S albumin superfamily protein. Lineage: Eukaryota; Viridiplantae; Streptophyta; Magnoliopsida; Fabales; Fabaceae. The record is from RefSeq and is a predicted model, not a curated record. Gene Ontology annotation, biological process: lipid transport. Gene Ontology annotation, molecular function: lipid binding.
CUUGAAGCUCUAUAAAUGGUGAAAAGGAAACAAUGCAGAUUCAUAGCAACAUCUGUUUUGAGCAAUAUGAAGGUCUCAGGGGCAUUUUGUGGGCUUGUGUUUGUGAUCCUUGUUGUUUCAACUUCAGAGGCUGCACUUUCAUGCAGUGAUGUGAUAAAGGAUUUGAGGCCUUGUGUGAGUUACUUGGUGAGUGGAAGUGGAAAGCCACCAGGUGCAUGUUGCUCAGGAGCCAAAGCUCUUGCUUCUGCUGCAUCAACCUCAGAGGAUAAGAAAGCUGCAUGUAACUGCAUCAAAUCCACUGCCAAGAGUAUCACCAUAAACUCACAAUUGGCUCAGGCUCUUCCAGGGAACUGUGGAAUAACCCUUCCUGUGUCUAUCUCCCCCAAUGCAGAUUGUUCCAAGGUUGGUUGAAACGUGGAAUUGGAGGGUCUUGCAAGCAUGCUCAACAUUUUUUUCUGCUACGUAUAUGUAUGGGAACUUAACAUAUAUAUUAUGUAAUAAACAGGAAUCUACCUACGUGGAUUUCUUUAUUCAUCAUUGAGUGCAUGUUUUUUGUUUUUAAUAUGUUGUCUGAAUCUUGUUUCCAAUCUACCUUGAUUGUAGAGCACUUCUUAUUUAAAGUUCACAAGUGUUGUAUUGAUGUCUAUUUCAAGAACAAUUUAAGGUUA